Cylicostephanus goldi is the source of this 1301-nucleotide messenger RNA. The record is from the annotation of a GenBank genome assembly. NCBI's taxonomy places the organism in Eukaryota, Metazoa, Nematoda, Chromadorea, Rhabditida, Strongylidae.
AUGGGUGACGGUCCGCAAGGACAGGUUUCCGUCCGAUUCCUAGGUGAGGAUGGCAACGAACUUGGAGGAGCAGGUAUUUUAUUGCCAACAUCGGUUACCAGCAAUCAACUCCAGAUCCUUUGCAAUCAACUGCUUGAAACUAGUGAUGACCCAGUACCAAUCUCUUUCUUCACUGAGGACGGCGUGGAAAUCAUAAAUAGCAUUGAACAAAGUCUGGAGAAGAUAGACACAGAAAAGACAUUAUGUCUGGUGUACCAGCCACAAGCCGUAUUUCGGGUACAGCCGGUGACGCGAUGUUCGUCCAGUAUGCCUGGACACGGAGAACCGGUCAUUACUGCGCAGUUCAGCCCGGAUGGCCGAGGACUUGCCAGUGGAUCAGGUGACACGACAGUGAGAAUAUGGGACAUUGACACAGAAUUGCCUCUGUUCACAUGCAAAGGCCAUAAAAACUGGGUCCUAUGCAUUGCUUGGUCCCCGGAUGCAAAGAAAAUUGCAUCUGCAUGCAAAAAUGGACAGAUCAUGAUUUGGGAUGCUGCAACUGGCACUCAGAUAGGAAAAACUCUGCAACGGCACAAGCAGUGGAUCACCCAUCUUGCUUGGGAGCCCAUGCAUCAGGAUCCCAGAUGCAGGCUUCUUGCUAGCGCUGGAAAGGAUGGCAAUAUUCUCAUUUGGGACACCAUCCAAGGAACCGUAGUGCGGUCGCUAAGUGUGUGGCGUGCUAGCGAUGGGAUUAUCUGCCGUAAUCUUCUCGGACACGCGCACUGGGUCAACACGCUAGCUUUAAACACAGAUUAUGCGCUGCGAACAAGCUGCUUUGAUCCCAAGACUGGUUGUAAUAGGCCAAAAGGAGAUGACGAAUGUCGAGCAGUUGCUCAGAAAAGAUACGAAGAUGCUCUCAGAGUUUGCGGAGAAGAGCGAUUAGUCAGUGGCUCGGAUGAUUUCACAAUGUUUCUUUGGGUUCCAUCAAAAUCUAAAAAUGCUGUGGCAAGGCUUACUGGUCAUCAGCAGUUAGUGAAUCAGGUUGUAUUUUCACCCGACACUCGGUAUAUUGCCUCCGCAUCAUUUGACAAGUCCGUAAAGUUGUGGUGCGGGAAGACUGGGAAAUUUAUUGCAUCGCUAAGAGGUCAUGUCAACGCGGUCUAUCAAGUCGCAUGGUCGGCGGAUAGUCGGUUAUUGGUAUCUGGAUCAGCUGAUUCAACUCUGAAGGUGGAGUUUCCAUUUUUAGUUGUGGUGGCAGGGCUUCAAGCAAUACUUAUCAAAAAAAGCAUUUAUUUUAACUCUACUUAUAAUCAAGCGUAAAA